Messenger RNA from Xenopus tropicalis (tropical clawed frog), 949 nucleotides. It is a transcript of the gene mrpl49, whose product is annotated as mitochondrial ribosomal protein L49. The coding region runs from base 236 to 733 and encodes 165 amino acids. The transcript is spliced from 4 exons. The record is from RefSeq and is a predicted model, not a curated record. Gene Ontology annotation, cellular component: mitochondrion; ribosome. NCBI's taxonomy places the organism in Eukaryota, Metazoa, Chordata, Amphibia, Anura, Pipidae. Gene Ontology annotation, molecular function: structural constituent of ribosome. Gene Ontology annotation, biological process: translation.
GUUUCCGACAUAUUGGAACACUCGGAAGUGGUUGGUAAAAUCCCUCAAACACUUAUUUAUAUAUUGGUUGCCGCUAUGGCAGCUGCAAUGGAUUGUAUUAUAAAGUCGGCGAAUACUUAGCUAUGUUAUAUUCUGAAGAGAAACCAAACCUGCUACGCGACAAGACUUGCGCCAUAUUUGUCCCCCCACUCCCGUAGUUAAGAAUGCGCUUGCGCAAACUCCUGUCAGCGCAAACAUGGCGGCCUCCUUCCUAGGAAGGACAGGCGUUAGAGUUCUCAGAGCUGCAGUAAGAGUCCAGCACCGAUGCAGUGGGUCUGCUUCCAGCGUGAAAUCAGAGUACCCAGGCAUUGUAGAAUCCCGUGAUGAAUAUCACUUUGUAGAGAGACUUAUACCUCCUACACAAGUCCCAAACCCUCCAAAACACUCCGCUCCAACGCCUUCAGGAUGGAUCCCACCGAAAGAGCUACCUCCUCAGCUUCCGUAUUUCGUACGGCGUUCUCGAAUGCAUAACAUCCCUGUCUACACAGAUAUCACUCAUGGCAACCGUCACAUGACUGUCGUCCGCAAGAUAGAGGGGGAUAUAUGGGCCUUGGAACUGGAAGUACGAAAUUUUCUGACAGAACUCACUGGGAAGACUCCUCCUACACAAGUCAAUGAGAUCAGUCGCACAAUCAGAAUAAAAGGAUACCAUGACAAAGAACUGCGGACAUGGCUUGCAGAAAAGGGAUUCUGAGUGAGAACAAAAGGUGACUAUUAUUUGGGCAGAUUUUUCCCCCCCCCCCACUGAUGCCAUAAAACUGGAGCACAAAGCAGAGUGACACACGCCAAAAAAAAACAAAAAACCUUGAAGAGCUGGAAGGGGAGAGACCUUAUGAUUCUGAACAUUAUGAAAAUAUUCCACUGUCUGUGCUCAGUUGUUUCAGCAAAUAAAUUGUUAUAACAGUUUGUA